AUGCCUUGCUUCCUCAAUAUCCCGCGGGAGCUCCGCGAUCAGAUCUACGAACUCGUGCUCGACUCACCGAACGCCGCACCUUCAUCGCCCAAAUGCUACCAAGGGAACUCCGCCGAACUUCUCAAACACGAGACUCCAUACAUCGAACUAAGUUACUGCAACUACGCCCCCCGCGAUCUCCCUCUCAGCGCCAGCCGCUCCCUCCUCCGCCUGAACCACCAAGUCCGCGAUGAGACCCUCGCCAUGCUAUCCCACCUCACCACCACCCGCGGAUCUCGCUAUGUUCUCGACAUCAUGAUCGAAGAUGAAGUCCGGCUUUACCCAACCUGGCUCCUUAUCCCGUGCAGUCCAGCCGUGAAUCCGCACAUCGACACCGUGUCAGUCACCUUCCGCAUCUUCGGCGACAUGCGCGAGCAGCGCUCAGGCUGGGAGAUCAGCGACAGCGGGCCCGGCGAAACGGUCUGGGGCCUGCACGCGCUGAUCCAACGCUUCCUGUCGUACGGGCCCGAAUGGCGCGGUCGGUGUCGACUGGCCCAGUAUCCGAUCAUCACGCUGGGGACGCUAGAUCUCAACGUGCUCAGCCCACCAGCGCCGGUGGAGGGGGCAUUCCGUGCAACUCUGAGGCGUCGGAGUGAGGACACCGGGACGCUGCAUCCCAAAGCGGUAGUUAGCGCGAUGAGGUUCGGCAUGGAUAUCCUGCUUUCCAGGGCUGAGGAGGCGGAAGCGCAUGGCAGGCUUCUGUACGAGAGAGUUCAGCGAGUCAGGCUUUCGCUCGAUGGUAAGGUGCGAAAAGUUUGGGAUCUGAGCGUUUUGGCUGCGAUGGAGGUUACCGAUCCGGACCGAGGAGUACGCCUACCAGACAAUCAGGAGCCAUCAGAGGGUCAAACGUGA
Molecule: messenger RNA, 891 nt
Organism: Coniosporium apollinis CBS 100218
Lineage: Eukaryota; Fungi; Ascomycota; Dothideomycetes
Exons: 1
Coding region: 1-891 (296 amino acids)
Source: RefSeq, a predicted model, not a curated record